AUGGGCGCCUCCGAUUUCGUCGACCAUUCCCCCCACCAUCCCACCAAAGCCGCGCAGCUGGACAGCGCAACCAACGUCGUCCUCAUUGAUAACUACGACUCUUUCACGUAUAACGUUUACCAGUAUCUGGUCCUCGAAGGUGCUAAGGUCACUGUCUUCCGCAACGAUGAAAUUACCUUGGAAGAUUUGAUUGCGAAGAAGCCGACUCAGCUGGUCAUCAGCCCUGGCCCAGGUCAUCCUGAGACAGAUGCUGGUAUCAGCAGUGUAGCAAUUAAGCACUUCAGCGGAAAGAUUCCUGUUUUUGGUGUGUGCAUGGGUCAGCAAUGCAUUAUCUCGUCGUUUGGCGGAAAGGUGGAUGUCACCGGCGAAAUCCUGCAUGGCAAGACGUCGAUACUGAAGCAUGACUCGAAGGGUGUCUAUGAAGGCCUGCCUGAGUCUCUUGCAGUUACUCGGUACCAUUCGCUUGCUGGCACGCACUCGACUAUUCCUGAAUGUCUGGAGGUGUCUUCUUGGGCACAGCUGAAUGACGACAGCGGGAAGACCGUCAUUAUGGGUGUGAGACACAAAGAACUUACUGUCGAAGGAGUUCAAUUCCACCCGGAGAGUAUCCUCACCGAAUAUGGACGGUCGAUGUUCAGAAGCUUCCUCAACCUUACGGCGGGUACCUGGGAGGAAAACAAACAGCACUCUGCUCAACCAAACAGCACCUCCGCGGCGAAUACCGCAAUGACCGCGAACGGUGCCGCCAAGCCGGAGAAGAAGGUCUCUAUUCUGGAGAAGAUCUACGAUCAUCGCAAGGCCGCUGUUGCCAUUCAGAAGACUAUUCCUUCGCAACGCCCAGAGGAUCUGCAGGCGGCGUAUUAUCUCAAUAUUGCCCCACCACAGGUUCCCUUCCCUGCUCGUCUCAGACAGUCACCGUACCCGCUUUCACUCAUGGCGGAAAUAAAGCGUGCUUCUCCCUCUAAGGGCAUGAUCGCUGCGCACGCAUGUGCUCCCGCGCAGGCCCGUGAAUACGCCAAAGCAGGAGCCAGUGUCAUCUCUGUCCUCACGGAGCCAGAGUGGUUCAAGGGUAGCAUUGAUGAUCUGCGUGCUGUUCGACAGAGCCUCGAGGGUCUGCCUAAUCGGCCUGCUAUCUUGCGGAAGGAAUUUGUUUUUGACGAGUAUCAAAUUCUGGAGGCACGGCUGGCCGGCGCUGACACUGUCUUGCUCAUUGUGAAGAUGCUUAGUGUUGAUCAGCUAACCAAGCUAUACCACUAUUCUCGCAGCCUUGGAAUGGAGCCUUUAGUUGAAGUCAAUACUCCCGAGGAGAUGAAGAUUGCUGUUGAUCUUGGUUCUCAGGUCAUUGGUGUCAACAACCGAGACUUGACGAGCUUCGAAGUCGAUCUCGGUACCACCAGUCGGCUGAUGGAUCAGGUCCCGGAGAGCACCAUUGUCUGUGCUCUUAGUGGAAUCUCUGGGCCUAAAGAUGUCGAAGCUUAUAAGAAGGAAGGAGUGCGAGCUAUUCUGGUUGGCGAGGCUCUCAUGCGCGCAGCUGAUACUUCUGCCUUUGUAGCAGAGCUUCUCGGAGGCGAAGCUCAACCCGCGCAGGCAUCGAGCUCUCCCUUGGUUAAGAUCUGUGGUACCCGUACUGAAGAAGGAGCCAGGGCUGCCGUUGAGGCUGGCGCAGAUUUGAUCGGUAUCAUCCUUGUUGAGGGAAGGAAGCGAACUGUUCCGGAUGAUGUUGCCCAGCGCAUUGCAAAUGUCGUCAAAUCAACAACUCGGCCUGUUGCUCAAGGCACAGUGACGACCUCAGCGGACUACUUUGAUCACUCAGCCCAGCUUCUUCGCCAUCCGACGCGCGCUUUGGUUGUUGGUGUUUUCCAGAAUCAGUCGUUGUCGUAUGUAUUGGCUAAACAGCAGAAACUGGGACUUGAUGUUGUGCAACUGCACGGAUCUGAACCGUUGGAAUGGGCCAGCUUGAUUCCGGUACCUGUCAUCCGUAAGUUCUCCUUGGACGAGCCCGGAAUUGCACGCAGGGCCUAUCACACCCUGCCCUUACUAGACUCUGGAGCAGGUGGAUCUGGUGAGCAGCUUGAUAAGUCGCAAGUUCAAAAAGUUCUGAAAAGCGAUGAGGGCUUGCGGGUCAUCUUGGCCGGUGGCUUGGGUCCGGACAACGUUCUCACCGUUAUGCAGCAACUGGGCAAGUUGGGAAGCAAGGUGUCCGGAGUGGAUGUCAGCUCAGGUGUCGAAUCGAAUGGUUCCCAAGACCCUGACAAAAUCCGUGCUUUUAUCCAGGCUGUAAAGAGUCUUCAACAAUAA
This is a messenger RNA of Aspergillus chevalieri, 2298 nucleotides long. RefSeq names its product bifunctional anthranilate synthase/indole-3-glycerol-phosphate synthase (gene TRP1). The transcript has a single exon. Gene Ontology annotation, molecular function: indole-3-glycerol-phosphate synthase activity; phosphoribosylanthranilate isomerase activity; anthranilate synthase activity. The coding region runs from base 1 to 2298 and encodes 765 amino acids. Gene Ontology annotation, cellular component: cytosol. NCBI's taxonomy places the organism in Eukaryota, Fungi, Ascomycota, Eurotiomycetes, Eurotiales, Aspergillaceae. The record is from RefSeq and is a predicted model, not a curated record. Gene Ontology annotation, biological process: L-tryptophan biosynthetic process.